CGCACGUCGUACGUACCAACGUACUACCAACGAACCUUUACAUUGCUUUUGGUUCCCGUGUCGGCAUCUUACCAUCCCAGGCCGAACCACAGCCCUGGGGGCUGUCCAAGAACGUCAUACGUUGUCUGCUGUUCGUCGUCCUUGACUCUCUCGUCUCUCAGCUCUUUGGAAUACGUCAAUUAAAAUUGCCAUCCAAGAUCACCAGACAUCGAGCAAACGUUGCAAGGCUGAUUGAAGGCAAGAGAGGCUUCAUUCGUCGGGUAGCUUCAUAUUUCUUAAGUUAUAAUCAGUCUCUCAUUCGUCUCUGUCCAUUUCAAUCUCUACCGCUCACACCAUGCUCAAGUCAGCUCUAAGUGGAAUAGCUAGGCGUUCCUUCUCUACGUCAAAAUGGGCCGCAGCACAGCAGAUGACAGUGAGAGAUGCAUUGAACUCGGCAUUAGACGAGGAAAUGGAAAGAGAUGACAGAGUUUUUUUACUCGGCGAAGAAGUUGCCAUGUACGACGGAGCCUAUAAAGUCUCCAGGGGACUUUGGAAAAAGUAUGGAGACAAGAGAGUCAUCGACACGCCCAUCACGGAAAUAGGGUUUGCUGGAGUUGCGGUCGGAGCUGCAAUGGCUGGCCUCAGACCGAUCUGCGAGUUCAUGACAUUCAAUUUCUCUAUGCAAGCCAUAGACCAUGUGAUCAAUUCUGCCGCAAAGACAUUCUAUAUGUCGGCAGGACAGGUAAAUGUGCCAAUAGUAUUCAGAGGCCCAAAUGGCGCUGCUGCUGGCGUGGCUGCACAGCAUUCUCAGUGCUAUGGAGCCUGGUACAGCCAUUGUCCAGGACUGAAGGUAGUUUCUCCUUACAAUAGCGAAGAUGCUAAAGGAUUGUUGAAGGCUGCUAUCAGAGAUCCUGACCCAGUUGUUGUUUUGGAGAACGAAUUGCUCUACGGUGUUCAAUAUCCUAUGUCCGAUGAGGCUUUGUCAAAAGACUUUGUCUUGCCGAUUGGAAAAGCGAAAAUCGAGCGGUCUGGAAACCACGUUACCAUCGUAGCACAUUCUAUGGCUGUUCAAAAUGCUCUCGAAGGAGCUAAUGAGCUUGCCGCAAAAGGCAUUGAGGCCGAAGUAAUCAAUCUUCGAUCUUUGAGGCCAUUGGACAUCGAUACUGUCAUACAAUCAGUGAUUAAGACUCACCAUUUGAUCACCGUCGAACAGGGAUGGCCACAUUGUGGAAUCGGCGCGGAAGUAGCGGCAAGAAUUAUGGAGAGUGAAGCCUUUUACCACCUCGACGCGCCAGUGAUCCGUCUAGCAGCAGUAGACUGUCCGCUGCCAUACGCUAAGACAUUGGAGGCAGCUUCUCUUCCUCAGACAUCGGAUGUGGUAAACGUAGUGAACAAAAUGCUAGGUGUAUCCCAGUAACGUCUGUCACCUACCUAGGUCCUCUAGUUACGUAUCGUCGUUCCUCCUUUCAGAAAAUCGAAAAAGGAAUUCAAUAUUACUCAAAAACAUAAAAUAGAUCGCAAACAAACCUUCCUGUUACUUGCCACGAUCGAAAAGUAGAAAACCAGUGCACGGUACAAUAAUCCAUUCUAAGUUUUGCGCAAUAAUUACACCCAUACGCUAGCGAGUACAAGACACGAAUCUAUGUUACCGAUAUACGUUUCCUUAUAAGCUGGUCUAUAAGGCUGACUCACCCCCCAAUGAAAAGAAGAACAACAAAAAAGACACUCGAUUACUAUCAAUAAUAUUGUCACUCUUGUUACUAUCCUGGUACUACUACUACUACUAGUAGCCGAACCAAUGCGAACUUAUGUUGUUGAUAGUUAUAAACGAACUAUAUAUUAUAGUAGACAUUGUAUAUACUUGAAAAUUAGUGAAUUGUUAGAUGACAAAAAAGGAUAUAUAUAUAUAUAUAUAUAUAUAUAUAGUAGGUAUAUUGUAAGAGAACGGAGUAUCAAAAUUAAUUGAUUUUCAAUUGGAUUGAUGGCCAAUGGGGUUGUGUGCGAUAAAUCGGACUCUCGGCUUGUAUCGUUAUCGUUUGGAAAUGGUUUGAAGGAAAAGAAGGCCUAGCUAUCCAACAACUUGCAAUCGUGUUAUUCUCUGUAACUUCGUACAUGGAGGAUGAGUUUUAUUUAAUACUUUCACAAGGAGCGAUUUUUAACGACAAAUAAAAUUGGGAGUGAAGACUUUUUUCUGUGAUACUCCGUACAGUUUGCUUUGAUAAUAAUAUGUGUUCGGAAGUGGCUGAUGGCUGCUCCGAGGCAGCUGGCCAUAAUCUAAGAUUUGGAACGGAACUCAGAAAAGAUAUUUUAUUGUAGGUAUGUGGCGCAAAUCUAAUAUUUAUUUAAAAUACCCCCUCCCCUCUUGCCCCUCAAAUAACUGAAUAAAUAAAUUUUCAAAAAAAUACAAAACCACAA
This is a messenger RNA of Athalia rosae (coleseed sawfly), 2394 nucleotides long. RefSeq names its product pyruvate dehydrogenase E1 component subunit beta, mitochondrial (gene Pdhb). The record is from RefSeq and is a predicted model, not a curated record. Gene Ontology annotation, biological process: pyruvate decarboxylation to acetyl-CoA. The coding region runs from base 335 to 1396 and encodes 353 amino acids. Lineage: Eukaryota; Metazoa; Arthropoda; Insecta; Hymenoptera; Athaliidae. Gene Ontology annotation, molecular function: pyruvate dehydrogenase (acetyl-transferring) activity. The transcript has 5 exons.